AUGGUUGGGUCGACAUCUUUUGUCAAGGCUUUGCCCUUUCUGGCGGCCUAUGUUGUUGCUAGUGUCAACUAUCCCACGAUUCCCAGCGACUUGACCACUCCCUUCCAGCAGCGUCUCGCUGUCUAUGGGCCCAAUGCCGUCUCCGUGGGUUGGAACACUUAUGAGCAGCUCAACCAGAGCUGCGUGGUCUACGGCACCUCCGCCGACAGCCUGACCUUGAGCGCCUGCUCCACCACGUCCAGCACCUAUGCGACCUCGCGGACAUGGUCAAACUAUGCAGUUCUGACCGGCCUGACUCCCGCCACGACUUACUACUACAAGAUCGUGUCAGGAAACUCCAGCGUGGAUCACUUGUUAAGCCCCCGUACUCCUGGUGACAAGACCGCUUUCAGCAUGGACGUGGUUAUCGACCUGGGUGUGUAUGGCAAGGAUGGAUAUACCACCUCCAAGAGAGACACUGCCCCCGUGAUUGAGCCCGAGCUGAACCACACUACCAUCGGCGCUCUUGCACGGACCGUCGACGACUACGAGAUUGUCAUCCACCCCGGUGACUUUGCCUACGCGGAUGACUGGUACCUUAAGUUCUCCAACCUCCUUGACGGCAAGGAAGCCUACCAGGCCAUCCUCGAGCAGUUCUACGACCAACUUGCCCCCGUUGCUGGCCGCAAGCUUUACAUGGCUAGUCCUGGAAACCACGAGGCCGACUGCUCUGAGAUCCCCUACCUACUAGACCUAUGCCCGGAGGGUCAGAAGAACUUCACCGACUUUAUGCACCGAUUCGAGAACACUAUGCCUAAGCCAUUCGCCUCGUCCUCAUCCAACACCACGGCGCAAUCCCUCGCCGCACAGGCCCGCAGCCUCGCCAACCCUCCCUUCUGGUACUCCUUCGAAUAUGGCAUGGCCCACAUCGUCAUGAUCAACACCGAGACCGACUUCCCGGACGCCCCCGAUGGAACCGACGGCUCUGCUAAGUUGAACAGCGGACCCUUCGGCAAGACCAACCAGCAGACCGACUUCCUCAAGGCGGAUCUUGCUUCUGUCGAUCGCACCGUGACCCCCUGGGUCAUCGUCGCCGGGCACCGACCCUGGUACAGCACCGGUACUAACAACGACUGCUCCUCGUGCCAGGCUGCAUUCGAGGAUAUCUUCUACAAGUACGGUGUCGAUCUGGGUGUUUUCGGACACGUGCAUAACUCGCAGCGCUUCGCGCCUGUGUACAACGGCACCGCCGAUGCCAACGGAAUGAACGACCCUAAGGCCCCGAUGUACAUUGUUGCUGGUGGUGCUGGUAACAUCGAGGGUGUUGAUACCCCUGGUGUCGAGCCUUCCUACACCGAGUUUGCCUAUGGAUCCGAUUACAGCUAUGCUACCAUUCGAUUCGUGGAUGAACAGAACCUCCAGGUUGAUUUCUAUCAGUCCUCGACUGGUACUCUUCUGGACUCGAGCACUCUGUACAAGAGCCACGCUUCGCAGUUUGUCCAGCAGUAG
This is a messenger RNA of Penicillium cataractarum, 1488 nucleotides long. RefSeq names its product purple acid phosphatase family protein. Lineage: Eukaryota; Fungi; Ascomycota; Eurotiomycetes; Eurotiales; Aspergillaceae. The record is from RefSeq and is a predicted model, not a curated record. The coding region runs from base 1 to 1488 and encodes 495 amino acids. The transcript is spliced from 2 exons. Gene Ontology annotation, molecular function: acid phosphatase activity; metal ion binding.